This is a messenger RNA of Patella vulgata (common limpet), 2364 nucleotides long. RefSeq names its product probable splicing factor, arginine/serine-rich 7. The transcript has 6 exons. The record is from RefSeq and is a predicted model, not a curated record. The coding region runs from base 149 to 1030 and encodes 293 amino acids. NCBI's taxonomy places the organism in Eukaryota, Metazoa, Mollusca, Gastropoda, Patellidae. Gene Ontology annotation, molecular function: RNA binding; zinc ion binding.
UCUUGGGAAGGCGGAAGUGGGUGGAAUUUGCUGAUAAGACUCCAUUACUUUGUGCAGCAAAACGAGAUACAGUAGAGGAACGAGGUAGCGCACGAAACCACAAACGUGGUGAAGUAAUUCAUUGUUUUAACAAUAUUUGUAAAUUAAUAUGGGUCGUUCGAGGAGUCGUUCAAGAAGUAGAGGAAGACAUAAUUACAACAGAAGCUAUAGCCGAAGUCGAAGUCGUAGUCGAAGUUACAGUCCUUAUGAAGAAGGUCACAGAGUCCACGUUGCUGAUCUUGGGUUAAAUCCAUCUAAACCAGAUGUAAUUGAAGUAUUCGAAAAAUUUGGACCAAUUACGGAAGUGUGGGUUGCUAGAAAUCCGCCUUGUUUUGCAUUUGUUGUAUUUAGACAUCGAGAAGACGCUGAAAAAUCUGUAAGAGAAGUUGAUGGAAAGUAUAUAGCUGUAUUUGGAAGCAGAAUAAGGGCAUCUUUUGCCAGACCAAGAACAAGGGGUAAAAGGAGAAAAGGAGGUUUUGAUCCAAACCUGCGUUGUUAUCAAUGUGGUGAGAGAGGUCAUUUUUCAAGAGAUUGCGCAGAAGUUUGGAGGCAAAGACGAAGAGAGAGAAGUCGAAAAGUAGCAGCCUCUCGAUCAAGGUCAAGAUCUCGUUCAAGGUCAAGAGGAAGAAGAGAUAGAGAUCGACGAAGACCUGGUCGUAAAUCCAGAAGCCGUAGUCGCAGCAAGAGUCGUAGUAGAAGCAGGAGCAGGAGCAGAGAUAAGCGACGACAAAGUGACGACAAAUCAAGGAAACGGAAAUAUUCAAAUUCCAAGUCACGAUCUAGAUCAAAAUCAAAGUCACCAAGGAGAGAAAAAAGUGGAGAGAAAGAUGUAAAGGAAAAUCCAAGUGACAAAGAGGAUAUACCUAUGGAUGAUACAGAAGGAAAAUGGAAGACGGUUGAUGCAGAUGAAAUUGGAAUUGGAAUUAAAAAUGAUCAAGCAUCGGAUAAUGAUAGAAGUCCAUCUGCAGCACAGGACGAGUCAUUUGAUUAACUUUAACAUACAGACUAGUUGUGGCAUAAUUAGAAACUAGCAAGUCCUCAUUUCAUAUUAAAAUCAAACUCGCAUCAUCAUUGAUAUAAAAAUCAUAUCCAUUAUACAUUUAUAUAUCCCAUUUUAUGUUUUUCAGACAAUGAUAACUUUGAAAUUGCUUACAUACAUGUAGCUUGCAGUUUAUCAAUGAUGAUUUUAAGUUGAUAAAGGCAACCUUAUUAUUUCAUUUUCAAAGGUUUUCAGCAUCCUACCAUUCCAAGAUGAUCUUUUAUCACCCAUAAAAUGGUUUAAGACAUGCCUAUACGGUGCCCUAUAAUUCUACAAAAAGGAAAUCUACAAAAAGGAAAGGAAAAUUGAGAAUAAUUCUGAAGCCUUUUUCAAAUCAAAUCAUGUUCUCAAAAUAACAGGAGAAAUAGUAUGUGGUGAUGUCCAUUGUUGAUAUUUACCCAUUAGAUUUUAUAAGUCCGGUGACUUAUUUCCGUCAAGAAAGUGCAAGUUUGUUUCAGGUUAUCAUAGCUUUUUAUUUGCCUUCUCUUUAAAAUUUGGUGUCCAAGUAUUAAAGAUGGUUACAAUUUGAAAUUGUAAAUUAAAUAUCAUUUUACUUUUCAAAUUUUAUUUUUUAAAACACAUUCUGGGAAAACUCUAUGAAUUUUAGAGCAUAGUUAGUAACAAAUACUCUCCUUCAUUAAUUUUAUUUGACCAUAUUGAGGACCAAACUAGUGUACAACAGUGUAAUCAUUUAGUUUUGAAUAUAACAGCUAUAUAUUUGAAAAACAUGGGUAAAUAAAACUAAGUGAAGGUAAAUCUGACAACAUUCAUAAACUGUAUAUGGAUGAAUUGAAUAAGUGGUGGAUUUUAUUGCAUGAUGAAAUGAAGUGUGCUUAUUUGGUUAAAGAAGGUGAAAUUCAGAGAAAUUUUUUACAGAGUGAUACUUUGCUUAUAAUGGUUCAAUUAUUUUAAUAUGAUCGUCAUGUUUUUGUCUUGUAUUAUAACUGCUCUGAAUGAUAUUAAAUAUUAUGGUUGAUGUAUGUUACAUUUAAAUGUUAAAAUUCAGUGACAGCUACUAAUUAAUCCUUAAAAGAAAUACAUUCAUGUAAUUUAAUGAAGUUACUGUCAAAAUUAACAAAUUACUGAAACUAUGGGAAAUCCUAGAAUAACACUAUUCCUGAAGCAAUCACUGACCAUGGCUACAUCAGAUGGCAAUCAUGUGGGAUCGCUCUAUUAUAGAAUUUACGUCACUGGAUAAAUGUUAUUGCAGUUGUGUUUGUGGUGUAUUUAAAAAGUUUUGUUAACAUCUGAAUAUUAUGAUUAUAAAAACAUGAUUUGAAAUAAAA